Molecule: messenger RNA, 1435 nt
Organism: Erinaceus europaeus (western European hedgehog)
Lineage: Eukaryota; Metazoa; Chordata; Mammalia; Eulipotyphla; Erinaceidae
Gene: ANXA2
Product: annexin A2
Exons: 13
Coding region: 109-1128 (339 amino acids)
Cellular component (GO): cytoplasm
Molecular function (GO): calcium-dependent phospholipid binding; cytoskeletal protein binding; phospholipase inhibitor activity
Source: RefSeq, a predicted model, not a curated record
GAGGCCGGGACGUGGCGGCUAUAAGGGCCCCACCCAGGCCGCUUGCCUGCUCCGCUCGCCGCGCUCCCGGGACGCACCGCGCUCGCCGCCCGCCCAGAUUCUUUCAAGAUGUCUACUGUUCAUGAAAUUUUGUGCAAGCUCAGCUUGGAAGGUGAUCACUCCACGCCCGCAAGCGCGUACGGGUCCGUGAAAGCAUACCCCAACUUUGAUGCCGAGAGGGAUGCUUUGAAUAUUGAGACGGCCAUCAAGACCAAAGGUGUGGAUGAGGUCACCAUCGUCAAUAUCUUGACCAACCGCAGCAAUGAGCAGAGACAGGAUAUUGCCUUUGCCUACCAGCGAAGGACCAAAAAGGAACUUGCACCAGCACUGAAGUCAGCCCUGUCUGGCAACCUGGAGACGGUGAUUUUGGGGCUCAUGAAGACACCUGCUCAGUACGACGCUUCGGAGCUCAAGGCCUCCAUGAAGGGGCUGGGGACGGACGAGGAGUCCCUCAUCGAGAUCAUCUGCUCCAGGACCAACCAGGAGCUAUAUGAAAUUAACAGAGUCUAUAAGGAAAUGUACAAGACCGACCUGGAGAAGGACAUCAUCUCUGACACAUCGGGUGACUUCCGCAAGCUGAUGGUCGCCCUCGCAAAGGGUAGACGGGCAGAGGAUGGCUCUGUUAUUGAUUAUGAAUUGAUUGACCAAGACGCCCGGGAGCUCUACGACGCUGGAGUGAAGAGGAAAGGAACCGACGUCCCCAAGUGGAUCAGCAUCAUGACUGAGAGAAGCGUGUGUCACCUCCAGAGAGUAUUUGAAAAGUACAAGGGCUACAGCCCCUACGACAUGGAGGAGAGCAUCAGGAAGGAGGUGAAAGGAGACCUGGAGAACGCCUUCCUGCACCUGGUCCAGUGUAUUAAGAACAAGCCCCUGUACUUCGCUAACCGCCUGCACGAUGCCAUGAAGGGCAAGGGAGUUCGCGACAAGGUCCUGAUCAGAGUCAUGGUGUCCCGCAGUGAAGUGGACAUGUUGAAAAUCCGGUCAGAAUACAAGAAGAACUACGGCAAGUCGCUGUACCAGAGCAUCCUGCAAGACACCAAGGGUGACUACCAGAAGGCCCUGCUGUAUCUGUGCGGUGGGGACGACUGAGCUGCUGGGAGUGGCUCCUCGCUUCCAGCUAACAGGUCUAGAGACGAGCUUGCGCUAACCAUUCGCCACCCCACCGCCUCCCGUGCAUGCAGCCCUGUACGGAUGACGUCAGCGUUUCCCUGUCCUCCCCUUAGUUGCAUGAGCACCGCCUGCUUUGCCCCCCUCCGCUCCCCCCCAUAUCUCCUUGUAGCCAAAGACAUGAACAUUCCAAGGAGUUGGAAGUGAAAUCCAUGAUGUGAAAGCCUUUGCCUCUCGUGUCCCUUUGUCAUGAAACAAUGAAUAAACGGACUUUUUACUUUAGAAACAA